This is a messenger RNA of Mesorhabditis spiculigera, 3492 nucleotides long. The record is from the annotation of a GenBank genome assembly. Lineage: Eukaryota; Metazoa; Nematoda; Chromadorea; Rhabditida; Rhabditidae.
AUGUUCAACGAGCUCUUUUCAAGCCCGGUGUCUUGCAAGGCGCGCUACAAAGCCAUAGUUGCUUUAUAUGCCUUACUGCCCAACGAAGUAGCCCAACGAUUCAACCAGCCCUUUAUGGAUGUGUUGUACGCGAAAAUGGGCAGCUUCACCCUUUCCGUCGUGCUCAGCGAGUUGAUAUGCGCGGAUUUGGAGGCGAGGAGAGAUGAGCGAAAUUGGGAUUACCAUGUGAAAUCGAUGAUAAAUUUGCUGUCGGCAGGACCUGGUCAUUGCUCCCCCCUGGAUCGACUGCUGCCCCGUAUUAUGAAAAAUCCGCUUUUACGAAUCGGUUUUGUGGAUAAAUUAAUGGAUGCUGUAAAAGCGUCUACCUCGGCCACCGCCGAUUUUCUCGUCGGGCGGAUGGCGCUGGCGAAGUUUGUCGUUUUCACGAGAACCACUUGUCAAUGGCGUGAUUUUGUGCUGAGAGAGGAAAUGGCUCGAGCAUUGUUGCAUGUGAAUGUCCAGGUCCGCCUAACCGCCUUGUCGCUUCUGUGCGAGCACCCAAAGCGAACGCUGUUUAUCGAGCUCGAAGAUUGUGAAUUGGCGCUUGCGUAUAUCGAGUCCAACAUGACCGAACAGGAGCCGUCGAAUCGUCAGAAAAUUUUGGCCAGUUUGAAAAAGUUCCUAAUGCGCCUCUGCGACGUUGCCGAUCAAAUUUCGAAGAAACCUGGCGAAACUGGGCCUAUUGUCGGGUAUUCCGAUUUUUUGAGAAGAUUAGCAGCGUUGACAAUCGAGUCAAUUAAGCCAGGCGCCAAUUUCUCGCGGCGAAUCAUGGCGCUGUCGAUUCUUGAUUUAUUGUACAAGGACGAGGUGCUGAAUUUAGAUGGAAAAGAAACACUUCGCUCGCACGCCCAUCUCGAGGAUUUGUUAACGGAAGAUCUACGAGCUUUGCUGAUCGGUUGCUUCGACGAUUCCUUCCAAAUUUGCCAAAAAGAAGCACUCAGGCUGCUUCAGACACUGAAAUUCCCGGAGAAUUUUGACUUCGAUAGCUUCAUCGCGGUCACCGAGUCACAACUGGAUUCGCUACGCUCUCAUGAUUCACUAUCGCUUAGCUACAGGCUACGCUACUACGCGGCAAAACGACCAAACGAUGUGGCCGGGCUGUUGGAAAGGCUGAUCAAAAAGGUUCUCGCAAGCUGUGAAGCCCUCGACAAAGAGAGCUUGAUCGCCAUUUCCGCUCGGCUGCUCCACCCGACGUUGAGCUCUAUCGCUCUUUUGCUCGAGCCAAAGCCGGCCAUAGCUCCAGAAAUCUGGUCGACUCAAAUAUUGCCAAUGUGCUUCCGGGCAGCUAAUUUAGUUCGUCCCGUAGUCCAUGAUUUGUCACCGGAAGGCUAUGUCCCCGAGGAGUUGUUGCGAAAAAUUGAUAACACCACCGGCGAAUGCCUUGCUCCCCAAGUCUCCCAGACGCUAGUGGCCUGCUGCUGGCGCGCCCACAAGCAAAUCAGCACGAUUUUGUCGUUGGCGGCUGGACAAUUAGAGGUACUACCGCCAGCCGACGUGCGGGCCGUCUUCGACUUUUAUUGGCUCGAGCUGACGGAAUGCCGACAUUGUGGGGCUUUCGAAAGUGCUGUGGACGGUUUCCAAGUCCUCUGCCGUCGACUUUGGGCAGUGCAAAAUCCACAUCUACCAAAUUUGCUUGCCGCAUUGAGCGGAAUUCUGGAAGCGAUCGAUGGGAAAAAUGAUCUCGACAAACUUUGCUCGACUCGUCGAAGCGCCGGUCUGCCCUAUCUCGUCGCGGCGUUGUGUUCGACGGAUCCGGGAUGUUCGGCUUUAGAUUUGGCGAUGGGAAAAUUGAUGGAAUUUGAGGGACGGGAGUCGACGAGCAGAAUCCACAGCCUCAACGUCCUCCGGUCGCUCUUCAUGCACUCUGAACUUGGCGAACGCGUUUUGAGAUACGCCGAAAAAGCCGUCAAACUGGGCGUGGAAGGCUGUUCGGCUCCAAAUUGGAGCGAACGAAACGCUUCCGCCCAACUUGUCGCCUCGCUGAGAACGCGUCUUUUUGGAGUCGCCCGAGCGGCCAAAGUCGAGUUACACGUAGAUGAGCGGAACACGCGAUCGGCGUUUGAAUUCUUUUCGAGAUAUCCCUCCCUCUACCCGUUCCUGUUCGACCACCUUUCCAAGCACACCUUCCACGACGAGUUUGGCCUAUUUCCGGUGCUCGUCCUCCUCUCCCACCUCAACCCGAGUACAAACGCGUCGAACCCGUUCCCGCUUCACCCAUUUGUGCCAAAAAUCAUGAAGCUCUUGCUCACGCUGCGUUCCGAGAAGCUACGGAAAUUGGCCGUUGCUGCCUUGGUGGCAAUUUCAACGCGAGAGGACCUCCUCUACUGCCUGGAAAUCUUUAGCGGCCUCGACAUUGCCCGGCUUCCACAUAACGUCCUGGACUCACUGUUUAAUUUGGACCCGCGGAUGUACUUUCUUUUCAAGGCUCAAAAUCGGGGAAUUUUGGCGAAGGCUGUCGAAAACGGCGCGUAUUUGGAUUACAACGACUACGUGCUGAACCAAUUCUUCCAACUGUGCCUUAUGACGGGCAUGCACGAUCCCAUGCGCAAAUUUAUCGAGAACAAGGAGCUACUUGAUAAGCUGACACUUGCGUUAAGACCACUGGCCCGCUUCGCCGUCGCCCAACAAUUUCCGCCCAAAAUUCUCAAAGAGCACCCCGCAUUCCGGCGUGAGGUGUAUCGCGAAAUUUUGAAGAGCAACUGUGUCACUUCUGCCGACUGGACGUUGUUUUUGUGCAGUGGGUACUCUGAGGUGGCCAUAAUCAACGAUUUCUCGAUGGUGCUGGACUCGCUGGUUGGGAAAACGGAGAGCCACGACGCGGCCUACUACCCCACACAGCCAAAUUUGCGAAAACUGACCAGCCUAAUUCUACGCCACUACGACAAGGUGAAGCAACCAGCGGUUGAAAAGAUUACGACGGCGAUACGGCAGGCGCUAAAUGAUACGACUGAGCAUGAAUUUAGUCCGGACACCGAAAUGCUACUCCGCGAGCUGGCCAUGCUUUUGAAGGACGAAUGGACGCCUGCAGAUGCGGAUUGGAUCAGAAAUCGAUUAGCUGACGACACACCGGAAGUCCUCCCGGCUGCCCUUCGAUUGUGUAAAAAACUGGAACCCAGGACGGCCCAGGCCGAUAUUUUCGCGCCCGUCUUCGCCCUGUUGCUCCAGUCUUCAGAUGCGGCGGUUCGGGAAGAGGCCAGUGUGUCCCUUGGCCAUUUCGUCGACUCUAACGCAGCGCUGAACCCUGCGAUCACUUGGCGCCUUUUUGCGGAAGACUAUCCAAAUUUACGAAGGCAACUUGUCCCUAUUCAAAAAGCUGCGGACGUUGAAGCGGAUGAAAAAGCGCAAUUGUUCGACGCGUGUACGGUGAACGCUUACGCGGAAACGCAGCUAUUUUCCGACUUCGCCGCCACCAAAAACGCUCUCAAAAUAGCCGACUCGUCGAAAUUAUCUGUU